This is a messenger RNA of Dromiciops gliroides (monito del monte), 1545 nucleotides long. It is a transcript of the gene VBP1, whose product is annotated as VHL binding protein 1. NCBI's taxonomy places the organism in Eukaryota, Metazoa, Chordata, Mammalia, Microbiotheria, Microbiotheriidae. Gene Ontology annotation, biological process: protein folding; microtubule-based process; tubulin complex assembly. The record is from RefSeq and is a predicted model, not a curated record. Gene Ontology annotation, molecular function: tubulin binding. The transcript has 6 exons. Gene Ontology annotation, cellular component: prefoldin complex; cytoplasm. The coding region runs from base 57 to 650 and encodes 197 amino acids.
GCGGUUAGCGUCCGCUGGCGCCGGAAGGAAGCGGAGCUCCUCUGUUUCCUUUCAAGAUGGCGGCUGCGAAGGAGAUCUUGAGCACGGCCGACUCGGCGGAGGGAAGUGGGCGCCGCGGGCACUUGGGCAUUCCCGAGGCGGUGUUCGUGGAAGAUGUAGAUGCUUUUAUGAAACAGCCUGGAAAUGAGUCUGUAGAUAUUGUACUCAAGAAAUUGGAUGAGCAGUAUCAGAAGUAUAAGUUUAUGGAACUUAACCUUGCUCAGAAGAAAAGAAGGCUAAAAAGUCAAAUUCCUGAAAUCAAACAGACAUUACACAUUUUAAAAUAUAUGCAGAAGAAAAAAGAGACCACAAAGCCCCUGGAGACUAGAUUCUUACUGGCUGAUAACCUUUACUGCAAAGCUUUAGUUCCUCCUACGGAUAAAGUCUGCCUGUGGUUGGGGGCCAAUGUGAUGCUUGAAUAUGACAUUGAUGAAGCUCAGGCUCUCUUGGAAAAGAACCACUGCACUGCCACCAGCAAUCUGGAGUCUCUCGAGGAAGAUCUGGACUUCCUUCGUGACCAGUUCACCACCACGGAAGUCAAUAUGGCUCGGGUCUACAACUGGGAUGUCAAGAGAAGAAACCGAGAGGAGCCCACUAAAGCUAAUGUGUAGCAUGCCCACCCUUGAUCCUGGGGCUCAGCUUUCCCAAGGGGCUUUAAUUAAGAGAUCCACAUUUGUGACUUAGGAUGAAUUGAUUUUCAAACAAAAAAGACAUUCGAAAGUAAAACUGAAGGCCAUAAUGAGCAUACAUUUUUAUUUAUAAAGCAAAAAUCUGCUCCCAUUUAGAUUUCAUGAAAUUACUAUGGUUGUUGAAGGUUGGCUUUCACAUGCUGGAUCUUUGGGGCAGGCAUGAAAUGGACUGUUGGGCAUUUGCGGGGGGCAGAGGGGAGGGAUUUGCUUUUUUAUUAUUUAUUGUAGCUUACCUUUGAAGAAAUGAAAUCGAUUUAGAGGUUGGGAAAAUCUGGCAGACAUGUGGUUCUGAGUUAAGCCCAUUUGCUCUAAGUUUGGUACUUCACAAAUGAGUUGUGUUUUUUUCUCAUGUCAUUUUCGUUAGUUACAGGUCAGUUUGCUGAAUGCCCUGCCCCUUUUUCUGAAUUGCUUUAUAUACUUUUAUAAACAAGAUGUGGAGUAUAUCUGAACAGCAGUGGGGUUUGUUGAGGUGGUACAUUCUUCCCCUACCUACUGAAUGUCCACUGCUUGUGCCCCUCACAUCUCUCUGUUAAAUCUGAGUUUAACAUCUUGAUAGCUCUUUCUAUAAGGAAUCCUAACAGGGGAAACAAAAUUAAAUGGUGAUUUCUUUCAAAGGAAGGAAAUCUCUAAGCUGUUCUGACUCAAAAAGCCACCGUGACAGCAGUUCAUAAGGAGCUGCUGCCAACCUGUAGAGUUAAAUCGCAAUGUCUUCUUCCACUUUCGAGUUGUGAGCAAUACAUUUAGAAUGGUUUUGUACUUUUAUUUUGUAAUGUUAAAACAAUGAAAUUAAACAUGUGACAAAGCGCCUCUGGAAAUC